Molecule: messenger RNA, 1992 nt
Organism: Papaver somniferum (opium poppy)
Lineage: Eukaryota; Viridiplantae; Streptophyta; Magnoliopsida; Ranunculales; Papaveraceae
Product: poly(ADP-ribose) glycohydrolase 1-like
Exons: 10
Coding region: 144-1703 (519 amino acids)
Biological process (GO): regulation of DNA repair; carbohydrate metabolic process; ATP generation from poly-ADP-D-ribose
Cellular component (GO): cytoplasm; nucleus
Molecular function (GO): poly(ADP-ribose) glycohydrolase activity
Source: RefSeq, a predicted model, not a curated record
AGAGAAAUAUUAAAAAAUGCAAAGAGGAGUCCACGUUCUAAUCUUCAAAUUUUCUUUAUAGUGCUUGAAUUUUCUUGUAGUUCUUCUAUCUUCAUAUUACCCUGAAAAUAACAGACAGUUUUAGAGACAGUGAGAUAGAGAGAAUGGAAAACCUCGAUAGUUUGAAUUCGAUUCUACCAUUUUUACCAGUAGUAUCAUCAUCAUCAUCAUCAUCAUCUUAUGAUAUUUCAUGGCCGAAUCAAAUCAUUGAAGCAUUAGAAUCUCUGAGUGAAGGUCCUGAUCAUAGUGGAGUUGACUCUGGCGAAUUUUUGUUUCAUACAAUUUCAAAUCUCAGAAAGUAUCUUGAUUACCCUUCUUCUGAGCUCUCUCAUGGUACUGAAGAAGGUUACACUGUUUUCUUCAACGAGUUGAUGUCUCCUGUUGAAUCGAGGAAAUGGUUUGGAGAGACUGUACCAGCGUUAGCAACUUUGUUAUUAAAGCUACCAUCUCUAUUGGAAGAUCAUUAUAGAGAUGCAGAUGAAAUUCAUCGUGGAGAGAAAGUAGGUUAUCCUAAAAUCAGAACUGGACUUCGUAUGUUGAGUCCGCAGGAAUCGGGAAAGGUGUUUCUCAGCCAGGAAUUGAUUGGUGCUCUUCUUGCUUGCUCUUUCUUUUGCUUGUUUCCGACCGUUGAUAGGCGUGCCAAACUUCUUCGAAGGAUCAAUUUUGAUUUUUUGUUUGCAAACCUUCAUCCCAGCUACAAGCAGCACAUAGAACAUAAAAUAAGGUGUCUGGUACACUACUUUGAAAGAAUAUCAGAAUGCAUGCCAAUAAACUGCGUCUCAUUUGAUCGAAAGGUUAUUCCUAUGGCUGUAGAAGGUAGUUCGCUUGGUGUAUCAUAUCCUGAAGCUGAGUUUUGGAGCAAAUCUACCACUUCACUCUGUCAAUUUGAGGUUUUUCUGUCUGGCUUAAUAGAGGAGCAGACACGUGAAGCUCUUGAAGUGGACUUCGCCAACAAGUUUAUUGGUGGUGGUGUGAUGGGUAGAGGCUGCGUACAGGAAGAGAUCCGUUUCAUAAUUGAUCCAGAGUUAAUUAUUGGCAUACUCUUCUUGCCUUGUAUGGAUGCCAACGAAGCUAUUGAAAUUGUGGGCGCGGAGAGAUUUUCAAAUUACACAGGAUACGGCAACGCAUUCCUUUUUUCGGGUGAAUAUUCAGAUAAUAAGUUAACAGAUUUCAUGGGAAGACGCAAAACCAGGAUAAUUGCAAUUGACGCAGCUCCAAGACUAGGAAUAAAACAAUUUAGGCUCGAAAACCUUGUUCGGGAGGUAAAUAAGGCGUGGUGCGGAUUUUUUGAUCAUGAUGAACAUGGUCAUGUCAAAGAUGAUAUUGGAAUAGCAACAGGGAAUUGGGGAUGUGGUGCUUUUGCAGGAGAUCCUGAACUUAAGGCUAUGCUUCAGUGGCUUGCUGCUUCUCAGGCCUUAAGACCUUUUAUUUCGUACUACACAUUUGGGCAUGAAGCUCUGCAGAAUUUAGAGCUGGUGUCUUGUUUGAUUCAGUCGUACGGAUGGACAGUCGGAGAUCUUUGGGAUAUCUUGGCGGAGUACUCAUCUCAGAGAGUAAACGGUAAAACCCGUCUCGGGUUUUUUAGUUGGCUCCUUCCAUCUUUGGCGCCACCUCAUAUGACAAAAAAGGAGAAAUGGAAAAAGAAGAAGAAAGAAAAACGUUAGAUGUUUCUGCACUUGUGUAUAUAUUUGGCAUUACUUGAGGUGCGCCGAAGAGUGAUUAAUUGUUAUACAAGCAUUUCUCACAUGCUUAGAACUUUGAUCUAGAACUGGAACAUGAUAACAAAAUCAUUUUAAGAUGUGAGAUAAGUUGGAGGGAAAUCUUCAAAUUUCCAACUGUUUUACGAGUCAUUGUCUUAUAUUGUAUUUGUGUGUCACAUACUGAAACAUGGUUUGUGCACCCUACAAGUGUCAGUUCCCUCUGAAUAAAUUACUCUUUCCUGUUUGAUUUCAA